Messenger RNA from Lentinula edodes (shiitake mushroom), 2127 nucleotides. RefSeq lists its product as uncharacterized. The coding region runs from base 1 to 2127 and encodes 708 amino acids. The transcript is spliced from 3 exons. NCBI's taxonomy places the organism in Eukaryota, Fungi, Basidiomycota, Agaricomycetes, Agaricales, Omphalotaceae. The record is from RefSeq and is a predicted model, not a curated record.
AUGCAAAGAAUGGAGAAACAGAUGGACAGGGAAAGGGACAGAGACAGAGACUAUGCAGGCAGAGAUAGAGAUUAUGCAGGCAGAGAUAGAGAUGAUAGAGACAGAGAAAGAGACUGGAAAAGAGAAAGAGAAAGAGACCGAGACCGAGACCGAGACAAAGAACAUAGGUAUUCAAGGACUCGCGACAGAACCCCAGAGUAUUCGAAAUCUUCACGCAAAGAUGGGGGAUUCGACCGUGAUGAUCAUUGGUCUUCGCGUAGACGUUCAGAGUCUCAACUGAGCGCAAGCUCCAUCGGCCACGGAUGGGGCUUCGAGGACAAAGCCGCAUAUACUAGUGGCAGCUCGGGAUCUAGCAAGGUCAAUGACCGUGGCUGGGGCACUGGAAGUGGAACGGGACAGGACUCGAACGAGAAGGCUGGAGGAGUCUCUCCAUGGGGAUCGGGAAAUGCCGGUACAUGGGGAACAGAGAAUAACCAAACCGCUUGGGGAGCAGGAAAACCUAGUGGAUGGGAUUCUGUAGAAAAAGCAGCCGAUACAGGAGCUUGGAAACCCCUAGAAGCCAGUGUUUCACUUUUUCAAAAACAAAAGGCAAAAGAAAGUACGAAUGCUCCACCUCCCGCAACUUCUCCACCUCCCCCACUUCCCUCUCCUCCAACGUGGAAUGAUACAUCGACGUCCAAAUGGGAAUCUGUGUCGCGGAAAGCACGUGUUCCGCCUUCACCAUCAUCCGCCUCUCCCUUUCCACUAUCGAUGUUUACAAUGCCUGACAUUGCUGCUGGCGAGCCGGUUCAUACGAAUUCGACACCCAAGGCACCCCGUGCAUUCACACAGCGAAUUGCGGGACCAUCGUACCGCAAAGAUAGUAAUGGUCGAAGAUCAUCACCAAAUUUUCGGAAUGCUUCUCCUACUGCCACUGAACACACGAAUAUAUCGGUUUCUUCUUCUCGGAAGGCUCUCAAAAGCAGACGUGUUCGCAAACUCCUGGGGCAAGUUACUUCGUGUCUCAAUCUGUUGUUCGAUCACGCAGUCAAGAAAGAAGUCGAACGUAAAACGGUCGCGAAAAAAUAUGAACGAUGGAAGAAAAUUCAAGAAUCUCCUCAGUAUGGACGCGUUCGGCUGAAUGGUCAGAAGAAACUUGACAAUGUCCGAGGUCAACUGAAGAAACGACGUGAUAAGCUUUCCGAAAGGGUAAAAUAUGAAAUUAAAGCUAUCGUCAACAUGAUUAAACCCUCUCCGUCAUCUCCAUCUCAAUCAAGUAACGUCGAUAUCGACGAGCUGAAAAACAGGGUUCGCGCGAGGCUCGACGAGCUGAGCGCAUAUAUCCUUGACCUAAAACACAUUCUCGAGGAACAGAAGAAGGCAGAGGACGCGGCUAAGGAAGCGGCUAAGGCUAGAGAGGCUAAGGAACGGGAAGCAACCGCCGCCGCUUUGUCUGCUGCGGCUUCCUCUCGAGCUCAGGAGAUCACUCUGGAGAACUUAAAGUCUCGUAUUGCAGAACUGGAGGUUAGAUCUUUCGAAAUUUUGGAUGUUCAGGAGGAGGACAGAGCUAGGUUCCUUAGUGCAGAAUUCAUUGAAGAAGCUUUGGAGGUAGAAGAGGAAGAUUCUAUUUACGAUGAACUCGAAGACCUCGAAGAUCGAAUAGAGAAAACUGGGGAGCAAGUGUCAAAUCAAGGCAUGGAGAUUAGCAAGCUUUCGAGCCCCGAACGUAAAGAAAAGGAGGAUGUGUUACAGAAACAGCUGCACAGAAAUGCUCGGUUAAAGAAAGAGUUGGAAGCUAAAGUGGCAGUUUUAGAUCAAGGUGCAAUCGAGAGACGGGAAAAGAUUGACGACCUGUCAAACCAGAUUCAGAACCUCCACAAUCGACACAAGCCAUCUCAUUCCUACCAUCAACACCUGCUACCCUUUGUCGAGCGACUGGUCAUCCGAAUAGUAGAACAGGAGCUGAAGCCUAUCAUCCUUGAACUCAGGGCGACCACGAAAGCUCAAGUCAGGGUUCGUCAGAAUAUCAUUUCGGGGGCCAUAGAAAAAGCGGUAGAGCCUAUCGUACAGAUGACCACCGACAUCGUCCGACGUUCAAAUUCCUUGGCUGGUGUUCGUGAUAUCAUGAGUUCCGCUGGGGCUUCAUAA